CCUCGCCCCGGCUGCCUGCGGCUGAGGGAGCCCGCGGGGAUGACGCUGAGUGAGAAGCUGGAGACGCAGGGAGUUGCGGGCGCUCCCGACGCGUCUGCUACCCUCUUGCCCUCGCCGGCGCUGCAGGAGCAGCAGGGCGCCCAGGCGGCGGCCGGGGAGCCGAGGCAAGAGACCCGAGAGAGGUGUCCAGGCGGCCAGUCCGCUCUGCUGAUGGCGGGUGCCCCGGAGGAGCAGCACGGGGCCGAGCCCCCCGAGGGCGGCUGGGGCUGGGUGGUGAUGCUGGCCGCCAUGUGGUGCAACGGUGCGGUGUUCGGCAUCCAGAACUCGUGCGGGGUCCUCUUCGUCUCCAUGCUGAGCGAGUUCGGCUCGCAGGACGACAAGCAGAUGGUGUUCAAAACAGCCUGGGUGAGUUCCCUGUCUAUGGGAAUGAUUUUCUUCUGCUCUCCCGUAGUCAGUGUAUUCACAGACAUAUUUGGUUGUCGAAUAAUAGCCAUUGUUGGAGCUGCAGUGGGGUUUGUUGGACUUCUUUUAAGCUCUUUUGUAAGCACCAUUGAACCUCUGUAUUUUACCUAUGGAAUCUUAUUUGCCUGUGGUUGUUCAUUUGCGUACCAGCCAUCCUUGGUCAUUCUGGGGCAAUAUUUCAAGAAGCGCCUUGGACUAGUGAAUGGCAUCGUCACUGCCGGAAGCAGCUUGUUCACUGUGUCACUGCCUUUCCUUUUAAGAGUGUUGAUUGAUUCAGUUGGCCUGUACAACACUUUAAGGGUCCUGUGCAUCCUUAUAUUUGUUCUUUUCCUAGCUGGCUUCACUUACAAACCCCUCAUUUCCAGUGCAAGUGACAAAGAGGGUGGAAAGAAGGGCAUAUUGAGAUUUCCUCCUGCAAAGAAGAUUUUCAGUUUCUCCAUUUUCAAGGUUACGGGUUAUCGAAUCUGGGCUUUUGGAAUCCCUGCUGCACUUUUUGGAUACUUUGUGCCUUAUGUUCACUUGAUGAAACAUGUAAAAGAGAGGCUUGGUGAAAAUGUACAAGAAGAGGUGCUUCUGCUGUGUCUUGGUAUCACUUCAGGAGUCGGCCGAUUGAUCUUCGGCAGAGUUGCAGACUAUAUUCCUGGUGCAAAAAAAGUUUAUUUACAGGUGAUAUCAUUCUUCUUAAUUGGCCUGAUGUCCAUGAUGAUUCCACUGUGCAAUUCCUUGGGAGGUCUCAUUGCUGUCUGCCUCUUCAUGGGUCUGUUUGAUGGCUGCUUUAUUUGUAUCAUGGCUCCCAUUGCCUUUGAGCUAGUUGGUGCACAGGAUGUCUCCCAGGCCAUAGGAUUCCUGUUAGGACUCAUGUCAGUACCUAUGAUAGUUGGUCCACCCAUUGCAGGUAUACUGCGUGACUACCUAGGUACCUAUGAUGUAGCAUUUUACCUGGCUGGAGUUCCCCCCAUGAUUGGAGGAAUUAUAUUAUCUUUCAUCCCAUGGGUUCAUGAAAAGAAGAAGGCGAAAGAGAAAGAAAAAGCUGUUGAUGAAGAAACAACUAAGAAAAUGCUGGAAAAUGAAAGCACUUCAGCCUCAGGCACAGCAGAAAAGCCCAUGAGCAUAUUGCUAGCAGAUAAGCAAAGCAUUUUCUAUGAUCUUGGGACUCCUUGACCCAAUCGUGCAGCCAUUGAAGCGAAUGGGAGUUUUGCUAUUGUCUUCAAUAGGAUGAAGAUUUGCCUCUGACUGUACUAGUCCAACGUGUGUAUAUAAAUUGUAGCAUGAUCAGGAACAGUAACUGGGAAUAUUUAUGAAAUUAUGUAAACAUAUGGGAAAUAAGGUGUGUGAAUAAUAUUCAUGAAGAUAAAAUGGAUGCCAUUUAAUAAAGGAAUUAAGUAAUUCUUAUGUCAGAGAAUGUCCCUUAAUCAUUGUAGGUAUAAAAAAGUAUUCCUCAACUUUUUUUUUCUUUAGUUCCCUUUGGGAUAUAUAACUGAGAAAGGAGAAUGGCACAAACCCUGCCAGAAUAGGAUCCUUAAACAUUAAGGAACAGAGUAAAAUAUGCUAAUUAUAAAUACCAUGUUACCAGUGGUCAGAUAGGUAACCUAGAAAGGUAAAAUGUGUUCUAAUUAGAAUACCUAUUCCUGUGGGUAUGGGACGUGACACCCUGGCACCCCAAUGUUCACCACUGUCAUGUAACACUGCUCUACAGCCAAAAUGCUUCUGAAAUAAAUGUAGUCCAACUUUACUAAUUCUGGGUCACUGAGAACGAAAAUGAUGCUUAAAAUUGUUGAUUGGCUCUAGUUUUCAAGAUAUGGUAUUGGGUCAGUAUAUACGACCCUUGAUUUGGGAAUGGCGGAGGAUAAGUGAGUUAUAAAGGGAAGGGAUCUCAAUUUAAACCAGAAAUGACUAAAAUACAUCUUUGACUGGAUCUGUGAAUAAAUCUAUGACUGGGUUUGGACAGUACUUGCUUUUUAGGCAAAACAAUGAAUGAUGCAAUCUGAAGCUGGUAUUGCAUCAUACAUGAUAUGAAUUGCAUCAUGUUAUUCCUAGAAGUCAUGGAUGAUGCAAUCAUAACAAAGCUUACAUCACUCUGCUGAACAAAUUGCCCUAUAUCAGCUCUAGAAAUCAUACAGUGUCAUGCUCUCUUAUUUGUCAGUGUUUGAUUUUGCAAAGGGACACAUUUCUGUUUAGCUAAAGUGAGCAGAGAUGCCUCGUACUUGUGUGAAUAGUGCAGAUAACUUCUGCUAUGUUUGUGGUGAAGUGACUUUUGCAUCACAAAAGCACAGUAUAACCACUAUGGUUAAAAAAGCCUAUCACCUUUAUUUUGGCUGCAAAAUUGGAGAUCAGGACAAGAGGUGGGCCCCACACAUAUGCUGCAACACUUGUGCAACAAAUCUUCGCCAGUGGUUGAACAGGAAAAGGAAAUCUAUGCCUUUUGCAGUGCCAAUGAUUUGGAGAGAGCCAACAGAUCAUCCCAGCAAUUGUUACUUCUGCAUGGUGCCUCCAGUUGGGAAAGGUGUGUCAAAGAAGAAAAAGUGGACUGUGCAUUAUCCAAACAUUCCAUCAGCUAUACGCCCAGUACCCCACGGAGAAGGACUGCCGGUUCCUGAUGCAUCAGAAUCAUUCUCACUUGAGUCAGACGAGGAAGAGGAUGAAACUUCUGGUCCUGAACCAUCAAUGUCACAGGACCCACAUUUUCUCCCAUCCUCCUCCUCUAACCACACCUCCUAAUACAAGGUGAACUGAAUGACCUUGUCAGGGAUUUGGAACUACCCAAGAGUAAGGCAGAGCUGUUGGGCUCCAGACUACAGC
This is a messenger RNA of Gopherus flavomarginatus (Mexican gopher tortoise), 3261 nucleotides long. RefSeq names its product solute carrier family 16 member 10 (gene SLC16A10). The record is from RefSeq and is a predicted model, not a curated record. Lineage: Eukaryota; Metazoa; Chordata; Testudines; Testudinidae. Gene Ontology annotation, biological process: transmembrane transport. The transcript is spliced from 7 exons. Bases 40 to 1623 code for a protein of 527 amino acids. Gene Ontology annotation, molecular function: monocarboxylic acid transmembrane transporter activity.